Messenger RNA from Neoarius graeffei (lesser salmon catfish), 1115 nucleotides. It is a transcript of the gene mid1ip1a, whose product is annotated as MID1 interacting protein 1a. Gene Ontology annotation, biological process: regulation of lipid biosynthetic process. Lineage: Eukaryota; Metazoa; Chordata; Actinopteri; Siluriformes; Ariidae. Gene Ontology annotation, cellular component: cytosol. The transcript has a single exon. Bases 131 to 586 code for a protein of 151 amino acids. The record is from RefSeq and is a predicted model, not a curated record.
CCACAAAGGGAUAAAAACGCUUGCAAGGAAGAGCAGCUUGAGAAAACCAAGUUCAAGGGAGAGAAACUUUUAAACUACCUGUUUACUUGUUUUAUUUAUUAGCCUUUUGUAUUACCUCAAGAGGUCAAAAAUGAUGCGUCUGCCUGAGCUUCAGAGCCAGAAGAACUCUCUAUUCAUGGCCAUGAACCGCUUCAUCAGCGCUGUCAACAACAUGGACCAGACGGUGAUGGUGCCAAGUCUGCUACGCGACGUGCCACAUGAGCGCGCCAGUGAUGCUGGAGACUACCUGCGUGCCUCCGAGGCCGACAUGUACACCUACUACACACAGCUGAAAACCAUCCGCAAUGAAAUCGAGUGGGGGGGAGCUGUACUGCGAGGCGAGGAGCCGCAGAGAUCCGCUGAAGAGUCGCAGAGACUCGCUGAGAAAGCAGCCGAGCACGAGAUGAGUGAGCACGCAGAGCUGGAGCACCUGCUGCGUUUCCAUCUGAAGGGGCUGUAUGGUGUACUGGCCAAACUCACCAGCCACGCCAAUGAACUCACCGACCGCUACAAGCAGGAGAUCGGCAUAGCUGGAUGGGGACAUUGAGACAGAAAGACAAGCAAGACUCAAACCCCCACAAGGAGAUGACUUUUCAGCAUUAAAAGUGUUAUCUUUUGUGAUUAACAUCAUUUUUGGUAUUGACCAAAGCUGAUGCCAAGUGUCAAGCCACCUUUUUGCACAAAUCUUACCUCCUCUAUGUAUUUGGGAGCUGUGUUGUAUGUAUUACUGUAAUGCAGAGAGUGGGCAGAAGACAAAUCUGUUCUUAUGAUGCAAUCCCUCUCGAAUAUCACUCUUUCAGCUGCAUUGAAAGCUUUCACAGCUGAAUGUAUUUAUUUUUGUUGUUCUUGUUUGUGCAGUCUACACAGAAUUAGUUUCAGUGAAAGGAAAAUGAUCUGAAACUACCUGUCAGUCAAUGACCUGGAUUGCUCUGAAAAGUACACUUCAUGAAGAGCUCCUUGAGAUAUUUGUUGUUGUUGUGCCACUGUUGCCAGUGCCUUUGUCCAAAACAUUUGUUGUUACUUUUAUAUUGGAGAUUAAUUUGUAUUAAAAUAAACAUGAUGUGUUUGAUUCAUGA